AUGCCUGGCUUCCCUUCUUCUGAGCAGUUCAGCCUGUCCUUCCGUCCGAAAGGAGCCAACCAGUUAAACGGCACAACACCACAGUCCAACACCUUCGCGCACAGCAACUCAGAUGCGCGGCCUACAUCCGAACAGCAUGUAGAUCACGAGCAGGUGUUCCAAGAUGUAUCCUGGCUUGCAGCUCGACCCAGUGAUCAGAGGACUCUCACAGAUGAGAUGGACCUUAAGGAAGCGAGACGGCUGAUCUGUGUUGAACUCGCGAACGCCGCUGCGCGCGGUUACACACGCAGGGGCGCCAGGAUCUCAAAGUGUCGCCGGAAGGAAAAGCUCGGCCGCGGUAGCCGACCGCGCAACGAACGAUCCGAUGGAGACGGCCUCGACGAUCUAAACCGUCUCCUCUCGACAGUAACCUACGAUCCUCACCCGAACGAGGGAUUCGACGGAGAUGGCCUCGACGACCUGAAUCGUCCGAUCACAACGACCGAGCAAUCCGUGGAUGGAAUCGCCGGUGAGAUGGACAUUGAGUGGGGUGGCAUGCGCGAUGCCAUAGCGACAGAGAAUGAAUGGACCAAUGCGUCCGAUGCUGAGCGCGCAGCCCUCGAGAAGGCCAUACGCGCAGCCCGGAGUCAUGGUGACUGGUUCUCCCGAUUCGACCCACAAGCAGUCGAACAGCUUGCGCAAAUCCAACAAGACCUUCUCCAGAAUGACGCAAAGUACAGUCCAUCUUCUCAAGUACAGGCUACAUUGGACCCAUCCCAACAAGAGCAGGGCAUGUCGGCGUUCGGAGGCAGCGAUGAAAUUGCUGGAGCCGGCAAUGCGAUGGAAAUUGACUGA
Messenger RNA from Ramularia collo-cygni, 834 nucleotides. RefSeq lists its product as uncharacterized. The coding region runs from base 1 to 834 and encodes 277 amino acids. The record is from RefSeq and is a predicted model, not a curated record. The transcript has a single exon. NCBI's taxonomy places the organism in Eukaryota, Fungi, Ascomycota, Dothideomycetes, Mycosphaerellales, Mycosphaerellaceae.